UUUGUUUUUCAUAUUUGAAAAAAUGAGAAAAACUAGAAAAAAUAAUAUUCCAUGUAGACUAAUCUUUUCAUGCAUCCACCAAUUUUCUCCAUUAAGAUAAAAAUUUAUACUCUCUGCCACCAAACUCCUCUAUAUAAGUUCCUUGGGGAGUUGCAGACAUGUCUCACUUCUCACCUUAUUCAAUCAAAGGAGCUAUGGACAUCUUCUCCAUGAAGCUCUUCUUCUUCCUCUUUGCUCUCUUCUUUGGCUAUGGAGUUUUUGAGCUUGAAGCUUCCCAUCAUAUUUACCAUACAUUUCAAAAUCUUCAAGAAUCUGCGGUUUCUGCAUCAAGUCAGCCUUACAGAACUAGUUACCACUUUCAACCUCCCAAGAACUGGAUGAAUGAUCCAAAUGGACCAAUGAUUUACAAGGGACUAUACCAUCUGUUCUACCAAUACAAUCCCAAAGGAGCUGUGUGGGGCAACAUUGUAUGGGGCCACUCAACUUCAAAAGAUCUUGUCAAUUGGACCCCACAUAAGGUAGCCAUCUAUCCAUCUCAGCCAUCAGAUAUCAAUGGCACUUGGUCUGGUUCAGCCACAAUCCUCCCAGAUGGCAAACCAGCCAUUCUUUACACAGGAAUCAACCCACUAAAUCAACAAGUUCAAAACUUGGCCAUACCCAAAAACCCAUCAGACCCAUAUCUCAUUGAAUGGGUGAAAUCACCCAACAAUCCAUUAAUGGCACCCACCCCUGAGAACCAAAUCAAUGCAAGCUCAUUCAGAGACCCAACCACCGCCUGGCGCGGCGUUGAUGGAAGAUGGAAGGUGAUCGUUGGAAGCAAAAUUAACCGUAAGGGAUUAGCAUAUCUUUACAGAAGUAAAGAUUUUGUCUAUUGGAUUAAAGCCAAACAUCCUUUGCAUUCUGCUAAGAACACUGGUAUGUGGGAAUGUGUGGAUUUUUUUCCAGUAUCAGCUAAUAGCCCAGUCGGGGUUGAAAUGUCAGUACUGGGAUCAGAUUUUAAGUAUGUGCUUAAGGCGAGUUUGGAUGAUACUAAGCAUGAUUGUUACACGAUUGGAGAAUAUGAUCAUGUGAAAGAUAGAUAUACACCAGAUGAAGGAUCUGUGGAAGGUGAUUCCGGUUUAAGAUAUGAUUAUGGCAAAUUUUAUGCUUCAAAAACUUUCUUCGACAGUGCUAAGAACAGAAGGCUCUUGUGGGGUUGGCUCAAUGAAUCUUCAAGUGUUAGCGAUGAUAUCAAGAAGGGUUGGGCUGGGAUUCAGGCAAUUCCAAGAGUUGUCUGGCUUGACAAAUCAGGAAAGCAACUGGUGCAAUGGCCAAUCCAGGAAAUUGAAAAGCUUCGUGUGAAUCCAGUCCACUUGCCUAGCCAAUACCUUAAGGGAGGAUCUGUGGUUGAAGUCCCUGGUGUCACAGCAUCACAGGCAGAUGUGGAGAUUACAUUUAAGGUAUCAGAUUUUAGCAAAGCAGAAGUGCUGGACCCAAGUUGGACCAACCCACAAUUGCUAUGUAGCCGAAAGGGUGGCUCAGUUAGAGGCAGUUUAGGUCCAUUUGGGUUGCUAGUUUUGGCUUCAAAAGGCAUGCAAGAGUACACAUCUGUUUUCUUUAGAAUAUUCAAAGGCCAGAACAAACAUGUGGUCCUUAUGUGCAGUGACCAAAGCAGGUCGUCGCUAAAUCCAGAUAAUGAUAAGACCAUGUAUGGGGCUUUUGUGGAUGUGGAUCCUGUCCAUGAGCAAUUGUCAUUAAGAAGCUUGAUUGAUCAUUCAGUAGUGGAGAGCUUUGGUGGACAUGGAAAGAACUGUAUAUCAGCAAGAGUCUAUCCCAUGCUGGCCAUAAAUGAGGCUGCCCACUUAUAUGCUUUCAAUAAUGGAAGUGAAGCUGUAACUAUCACAAGAUUGAGUGCUUGGAGCAUGAAGAAGGCUCACAUCAACUGAAAAUCUUAAACUAAGAAUUUGGAAAUGGAAAUUAGAACUACAGGACCAUGGACUGAGAUACAGAUAGUCAGUCAUAGGAUUUAUAACCAGAGAACUAUAAUUACACAAUUUGAUUCUUGUUUACUACUGUACCUUUCUAAUUCUUGUUUUUCUCGAUAAUUGUUAUUUCCUCAAGAUGAAAUAAAAGAAGCCAGUGCAUUUGCUUUUGU
Manihot esculenta (cassava) is the source of this 2134-nucleotide messenger RNA. Its product is annotated as beta-fructofuranosidase, insoluble isoenzyme CWINV1. Gene Ontology annotation, biological process: carbohydrate metabolic process. Gene Ontology annotation, molecular function: hydrolase activity, hydrolyzing O-glycosyl compounds. Bases 159 to 1925 code for a protein of 588 amino acids. The transcript has 7 exons. NCBI's taxonomy places the organism in Eukaryota, Viridiplantae, Streptophyta, Magnoliopsida, Malpighiales, Euphorbiaceae. The record is from RefSeq and is a predicted model, not a curated record.